Molecule: messenger RNA, 2691 nt
Organism: Mycena citricolor
Lineage: Eukaryota; Fungi; Basidiomycota; Agaricomycetes; Agaricales; Mycenaceae
Source: the annotation of a GenBank genome assembly
UUUCGAUUGCGGGUCCGGCAAAACAGCAACAAACUUCCAGAUCGCACAAUUCUUCAGCUUUCCUUUGACCUCCACUACUGCCCACUCCUCCCUUCCCAACUCCCUCUUAUAUCAUGACUCAAGAAAUUCCUACUUUCAAGCUCGUCCUCGUUGGCGACGGUGGAACUGGCAAGACUACUUUCGUCAAGCGCCACUUGACUGGAGAGUUCGAGAAGAAGUACAUCGCCACUCUCGGUGUCGAAGUGCACCCUCUCACAUUCAGCACCAACUUCGGGACCAUCUGCUUCAACGUCUGGGACACUGCUGGACAGGAGAAAUUCGGUGGUCUGCGCGAUGGAUACUAUAUCCAGGGACAGUGCGGUAUCAUCAUGUUCGACGUUACCUCCCGAAUCACCUACAAAAACGUCCCCAAUUGGCAUCGUGAUCUGGAGCGGGUGUGUGAGAACAUCCCUAUCGUGCUUUGCGGCAACAAGGUCGAUGUCAAGGAGCGGAAAGUAAAGACCAGCGCGGUCACCUUCCACCGAAAGAAGAACCUGCAGUACUUCGAAAUUUCCGCCAAGUCGAACUACAACUUUGAGAAACCCUUCCUCUGGCUUGGUCGUAAACUCGUCGGAAACCCAAGUCUCGACUUUGUCGCUGCCCCUGCUUUGGCCCCGGCUGAGGUCACAGUCGACGCCAAGCUCAUGGAGGAGUACAACCGGCAGCUCGCUGAGGCUGAAGCUAUUCCUCUCCCCGAGGAAGACGACGAUCUGUAGAUAGGAUUCCGAUUUUCAUCAUCUGUUUACACCAUCGUUUCCUAUUUCUGCAACCGCACCACACCAAAUUGUAUUCCAUGAACAGAAUUAAAUGCACGCGACGCCAAGUUUAGAAUACUGCAGGGGUUUUCAAAUGAUCGAGGCAGUCGCAAAGAUGUGAAGCUAUACAAUACAAGUCGAAUCUAACGUACAUAUUCAGCAAAAGCGGUCACUGAAUACUGGUCAGCUGCGAUCCCGGGAACGAAUGCUCGACUGCACCUCUUUAGUUUCAUCCGCCGAUCUAACAGAGCCUCCGCUAAUCGACCUUCCUUCUUGGCACGCUUCAGCUGUAACGGUGAUAAGCAGGGUUUGAGGGAGGGAGCGAGACCAGCUCACGUCUUGCUUGUCACUAUGUGACACCACACUUCGCCCCAUCCCCCAGGCUUGAUAGAUUUUACUAUGAUAGUGAUGAGUUGCGGCCAGUCAGCAGUAGAACCCACCCACUUCGUCCCAGUUUCAUCAAUAUUCAAUGGGUCACCACUAUCCCUGAGAUUCUUCUGUUUCUCUUCUUCGUGGGCUUCCUUCUUGAACUUAUACUGGAUCUUGACCCAGAAACGUUCUCGAAACCCGACCUCUUCGCUGUCUCCACGCAACACCAUGGAACCGCCUGCCACUUCGUCGACGCUCAGAUACUUUUCAUACACGUUCAUGAACGCGACCAUGCCGUCUGGAAGUACCACAGGUGUCCACUCCUCUUGCGGACCACGCGCAUCCCGAUCCGACGAUAUGAGCCCGUGAGCGUCACUGGAUAAGAAUUUGCCUUCCCCAGUACCAGUCCGCAAGUUCACGGUCAGAGACCCAGCUAUGCGAGUGACGACCCAGACCUGCGAUACAUCUGUCGGCGUGCGAGCCAAAAGACUGGGAGGUUCCCCGUCAGAGUCCUCCGUGCGAAACUUGUCGAGACUGGAGAGGACGACGCGAUUUGACGUGGAGUUGUAGGUUACACAUAUCGGAGAAGGGUCGGAGGGGUGCACAAUGAACGUUGGGCCUCUAAUUUCCUCGGGCUUUUCAGGAAGCACCCAUGUUUCGGGGUCAGGCUCGUCCUCUCUCCGUUUCGUAGACCGACGUCGACUGCUGGUGCCCGCUUCUUCACCCUCCUCAUCGUGCUCUCGUUUGCGUUUCUUCUUGACCUUCUCUCCUUUGAAUGUCAGCCGGGAGGAUUUGACCUUGUCAGACAUGAGUAGUAGCAGGAGUGGGAAGCUUGCGGGGGAUCAAUGACGUGUGAUCCGAUUGAUGACUUGCUUUGGGCUUGUUAGCUCUGAAUGGUCCUAUACAGGUUGCACAGCCACGAGCGUACGCUCAACGAAGAAGUUUCGACAAUUCCGCAAGACACCUCAAAAUGAAGUUCAACACCGAUGUCUCGUCGUCCCGGCGCAAGUCCCGCAAGGCGCACUUCUCGGCGCCUUCCUCGAUCCGCCGCAAAAUCAUGUCCUCUGCUCUGUCGAAGGAACUGAAGGGCAAAUACAACACUCGUUCGCUCCCCAUCCGGAAGGACGACGAGGUUCGGAUCGUGCGCGGAAAGUACAAGGGUCGGGAGGGCAAGGUCACUCAGGUGUACCGCAAGAAAUGGGUUAUCCACGUCGACCGUGUCCAGCGCGACAAGUCCAAUGGUGCCACUGCACCCAUCGGUGUCCACCCCAGCAACGUCGUCAUUACCACCAUCAAGCUCGACAAGGACCGGAGAGCAAUCCUCGACCGCAAGGACAGGGAAAAGACAACGAAGUCUCAGGAUGUCGCGAUGGCUGAGUGAUUUCCCGGUUUUUACGUUUCGCAUUAGCAUGUCCCCAAAACACCGUCAUGUACUAUGUUGCAUAUAUGCCACAUGCUCCUCUCCAUAACUAUUGUGCUUGUGAAUGUGAGAGAUGCAUUAAAGGGGUAUAUUGUAUACAUGCCAGGU